AUGGUAAACACUGCAUCAUUAGCGGACAAAGUUAUUGAGCUACUUUCGGAUAAGGUUGAUAGUAAUUACAGGAUUGCAGUGCUCAUUGUGGGGCCGCCUGGGUCCGGAAAGUCAACCAUCAGUGAAGAAAUAUGUGAAGAAGUUAAUGCGAGAUUUCAGGCAUACUUGAGCGAAAAUCAAGUCAAAGUGCACUUGCAAGAUACUAGAGAAAGCUCUGUUGAUAUUUGUGAGGGCAUUCCUUUUGCUAGCAGCUCAAUUGAAAAAAUCACUGAAAGCGAAGUGUUUAGUCAUGUUGAGGACGAAGGGUAUGUUCCUCAUAAAUACAACAGCAAAGAUGGGGCAACGAUAGUUGUCGGACGUGGGGGAUUGCCAAAUAGCAUACAAGUCAAGCACGAGAAAGUGAAGGUACCAAACGAUAGCGCUGUACGUAUAGCACAAAUAGUUCCUAUGGACGGUUUUCACUUAUCUCGGAAGUGUCUUGAUCAUUUCAAGAAUCCAUUAAUAGCUCAUCAGCGUCGAGGAUCUCCCCAGACAUUUGACAGUAAUAAUUACUUACAGCUGUGCAAGCUUUUAGCUGAGACUUGUGAAAUCAAACCCCACUUCAGCCCUUCGAAGAGCUCUUCGAACGUCUUUGAUAAAUUGUGUGCAUCAUUUUCAGAUGCUGUUCCUUCUAUUUACGUACCAGGUUUCGACCACAGUUUGAAAGAUCCGAGCAAGUAUCAACACUGCAUCAACGCAUUCACUAGGGUGCUGGUUUUGGAGGGCCUUUAUCUACUUUUGGAUGUUGAGAAUUGGAGAGAGAUUUACCCUAUUAUGAAGUCUACUGACGCCAUCAUCAUUUGCAAUAUCGACAUUGACGAAAAGGUUAUUGAGCAACGAGUAGCCAGAAGACAUGUAAUUUCUGGAUUAGCUCAAUCCCUUGAAGAAGGUCUCGAGAGAUUCCGUGCAAAUGAUCUCCUCAAUGCUAGACUAAUCAAAAAAAAACAAUUGAGGCCGAUGACAUUAUUACCAUAA
Lachancea fermentati is the source of this 1014-nucleotide messenger RNA. NCBI's taxonomy places the organism in Eukaryota, Fungi, Ascomycota, Saccharomycetes, Saccharomycetales, Saccharomycetaceae. The record is from the annotation of a GenBank genome assembly.